This is a messenger RNA of Candidozyma pseudohaemuli, 609 nucleotides long. RefSeq lists its product as uncharacterized. The transcript has a single exon. Gene Ontology annotation, cellular component: spliceosomal complex. The record is from RefSeq and is a predicted model, not a curated record. Lineage: Eukaryota; Fungi; Ascomycota; Pichiomycetes; Serinales; Metschnikowiaceae. Gene Ontology annotation, biological process: mRNA splicing, via spliceosome. The coding region runs from base 1 to 609 and encodes 202 amino acids.
AUGGCUGGGUUUCUGCUAAAUCUCAAGGGCAAGGUCCAAAAGCCGGGAAAGGUUGGAGGUAGACCUUUCAAAAAGACAAAUCUCGAGACACUACAAAAGAAUGUUCUCGGUGACAAUGAAGAAAAAGAGGAUAAAGGCAAAACAUCCAUAGACUCGUUCCUGAAGAAAGGUGCCAUGGCAGGCGGCUCUGCUGUCAACGAAAAGAAACCGCUUGUUAUAAAACCUCAAAGACUUUCAAGGGGCCUUCUACGAAAGACUGAAAGGACUACUGAUCCGAAACCUGCUUCCGAAGAUGAAGCAAGACUGAGCCUUUUGAAAGGGGAGUCAUUCGACAAUGACUCUUCCAUGAUCAUCACUGGAAAUGAAGACAAUGAAAGUCUGGCAGACUACGAGCUGGUCCCAGUCGAUCUAUUUGGUGCAGCACUUCUACGAGGUAUGGGUUGGGAUGGUAGUGAUGCCCACAAGGAAGACAAAUCCCUCAGCCAUAGACAGAAAGGUGCGGUGCUUGGAAUAGGCUCCAAACCUUUGAAGGAGGAUCUUGAAAAGGACAUUAUGGGUGACCGAAACACUAAAUUACUGGCGCCACUAAAGAAACGUGAAAUGAGUUAA